AUAGUGGGUAGUGUACCUUUGACAGCAAAAUGGCAUCAAGCAAGCCAGCAAGAAUGUUCCCUAUUAUUUUAGAUAUUAGCAAAUUAAAUGAGAUUGUACAGAUAUUGAAGCAAUACAGGUUUCCUGAGGCAAAAUGGUUUGAGUUUGGAGUGAAUCUUGGCCUCCUUUAUCCUGAACUGGAAGCUAUUGAUGUUAAUCAUAGAGGAAAUAUUUCACGUUGUCUCAUGGAGUGUUUAUCUAAGUGGCUGAGUAAAGCACAUCACCCUACUUGGCAGACAUUGGCUAGUGCUCUUAAAAAAAUAGAACUAAAAACAGUGGCUGAAAAGAUUGAAAAAACAAUGGUUGAUACUGCUAGCCAGUUACUACAGUAUUACAGUAGUAAAAUAUCUGGAGCAACACUCUCUGAAGAAUCAGUUGAUCUGUUACAUACAGAAGGACUGAUAUCUGAAGAGACAUUGAGGGAAGUGAAGAGUUGUGGAUACACACUAACAGAUGAUGCAAUGAGAGGAAUAUACACAGCAGUAGCUUAUGAUCAUAACAAAUUGAAAUCAUUUGCUAGCAUAUUAUUAAGAUCAACAGGCACUGCUAGUCCUAACCUAACCUCUGCUGCUUCAGUGAAAGAUGUCAUGAAAGUUGUUAAAACCAAAUGCAAUGUCAUCAAUAUUGCACCAGUAAAGGAAGUGGUCAGCUUUUAUAGCAUAACAGAAGCUAAUCCAUUGAUAUCUGAUUAUAGUACAACACUUGAUGAGCUUUGUCACAAACUUAAGCUUCAAUUCUUGCUCGAUAAAAAGCUUUCAAUGAGUGAUUUUCUCAUUUGUGAAACAAUUGAGUUUGUUCUAGACUGGGAUCCUGCUGAGCACUUAUUGAAUGAUAUUCGUCGUUUAAUGGAGAAAGUAUUCAAAGGAUUGAGCAGAAGGAUCAUAGUCAAAAGCAUGCAUAAAGGGAACUCCAUCAUUAUCAUUUGUGGUGCUCCUACUCAUCUAAUGAAUGCUUUGCAAUUGAGGGCUCGUGAUAAUCUUACUGUGCUGCAAGAAGAAUUUGCUUUGAUGCAAUUGAAAAUAGGACACUGCAAGGUAUAUGAUAGGACCAUCAGGAACAAAGAGCUAAAGAUUGUUGCAGAGGAAAUUGAAAUGCAUGAAGGAGAAUUAAUAAAGAUAAAUCCAUGCCUCAAUGACAAAGAAAGUCUCCUUGAUGAUCAAGUAGCACAACUUAUACCUUUAAAACAGAAACAAGGUAAGGACAUUACAUUACAUUAUAAUCAUUAG
Amphimedon queenslandica is the source of this 1265-nucleotide messenger RNA. RefSeq lists its product as uncharacterized. Gene Ontology annotation, molecular function: protein binding. Gene Ontology annotation, biological process: signal transduction. The record is from RefSeq and is a predicted model, not a curated record. Lineage: Eukaryota; Metazoa; Porifera; Demospongiae; Haplosclerida; Niphatidae. The coding region runs from base 30 to 1265 and encodes 411 amino acids. The transcript has 6 exons.